Messenger RNA from Macrosiphum euphorbiae (potato aphid), 660 nucleotides. NCBI's taxonomy places the organism in Eukaryota, Metazoa, Arthropoda, Insecta, Hemiptera, Aphididae. The record is from the annotation of a GenBank genome assembly.
AUGGCGCAGUCGAAUGGUCAAGUAGUUCCUGCUCCGUCGCCACUAGAUAUUAGUGAACCAAGUAUGGUAAUACGUAAUUUAAGGUUAUUUAAGUCAAAAUUUCAACUUUAUUUAUUGGCCAAUGACUUAGAGGAAAAGUCAGAUAAACUCAAAGUUGCAAUACUUUUAAGUGUAAUUGGUGAUGAAGCAUAUGAGUUUUUAGAAUCUAUCAAUAUUACUAGUGAUAAUAAUCCUGGCUGUGUUAAAAAAAUAUUUCAUGAAAUACAACAGUAUUAUGAACCUAAGGGUAAUGUAAUAAUUGAACAAUUAAAAUUUUUCCGUCGUUAUCAGGAAGAAGGGGAAGCGUUUGACAAAUUUUUAAGAGACAUACGCAAUCUAGCCAAACGCUGUGAGUUUGGUAACCUGGAAGAGAAUAUGGUACGAAUCAGGCUAGUACUGGGUGUCAAAGACUUGGGUCUACAAGAAAGACUCCUAAGAGCACCAGAUCUUAGUCUUGAGAAAACUAUAGAUCAUUGUAAAUCCGCAGAAUUGGUUCGAUAUCAACAGCACUUAUUAACUGAUAAUGGAGGAUUAGUUGAAGAGAAAAAUGUUCAAAAAAUUUAUGGCGAUAAAUCGAAUAAUCUUAAAAUUGGAGGAAGCAGUCAAACUCAGCACAAGUAG